CAGAGGGAGUAAAGAAGAAGAAGAAGAUGAAGCAGGUGGGAAAGGCGGCGAAGGCGAGCGUUGGGAUGCAGUGUACGAGGAGGACGGAGAGCGAGAAGGAGAAGACGAAGAUGAGGGAGAGGCAGAGGAGGGCAAUCACCACCAACAUCUUCCACGGCCUCAGAAAGCACGGCGGAUACCUCCUCUCUCCUCGCGCAGACAUCAACGAGGUCCUCCGAGAGCUCGCCAAGGAGGCCGGAUGGGUUGUUCUCCCCGACGGCACCACCUACCGCUCCUUCUCCUCACCCCAUGGUUGGGGUUGCUGUCCGGUUUGUGGGUCGUCGUGGAGAGCGAGCAACAACAGCGCAACGCCGAGCAGCACGGUUGUGGUGGGUGACGGCGGCGGCGGCGGAGGAGGAGGAGAGUACUGCUCAACCACAGCGUCGCCAUUAAGGGACUCUAUGAACAACAACAACAGCAAUGGGGGUGGUGGGUCUACUGUUAUAAGCUCGCUUUACGUCCCUGUUGGUGGCGGAGCUUCCGCUGACGGUGAUAUUCCUAUUGACCAGCUCUGCAUGUACGGUGGGCUUUCUGGAUGUGGUGGUGGUGGGCCAAUGGGGUUGGGACACGUGUAUCCUGAACAGUUGUACGUGCAGGAAGCGAGGGCGUCCAACCAGAACACGCCGGAUGGGUCUCCUCUGCGUCGCGCUUAG
Molecule: messenger RNA, 692 nt
Organism: Corylus avellana
Lineage: Eukaryota; Viridiplantae; Streptophyta; Magnoliopsida; Fagales; Betulaceae
Biological process (GO): brassinosteroid mediated signaling pathway; DNA-templated transcription
Molecular function (GO): DNA-binding transcription factor activity
Source: RefSeq, a predicted model, not a curated record